Molecule: messenger RNA, 8880 nt
Organism: Microcebus murinus (gray mouse lemur)
Lineage: Eukaryota; Metazoa; Chordata; Mammalia; Primates; Cheirogaleidae
Source: RefSeq, a predicted model, not a curated record
AUUCAUUGAAUAAAAUUUACAUAUAAGUGGACCUUCACAGUUCAAACCUGUGCUGUUCAAGGGUCAACUAUAAUUAUGAAUUUCAGCCACCUUUGAAGACAAUAUGCUAGAAUCUACUUUAUAGUAUUUUACUGAUCUUAAUGAAUUAAGGAAUAAGAGUAUCUAUCUUCCAAAAAUACAUUGCUAUGUAAACAGUGAGGCUGAAUGCAAUGCAUUUGAAGCAAUGCAAUAUUGAUAUUGAUAGCUAGGAACUACCUACAUGUCAUGCUGACAUGUAGAUGUUAGGUGCUGUUUUCUCUGUGUGAAAAAGAACUUUCUGUUAACUGAAAGAUAAAUUGAGUUUCUUUAAUUUAUUUGAGUCAGACCUGAAUGUGAAGAUGAUGUAAAAAUAAUUUGUGUCACUGUUUUCAGCUUUGUUUGGAGAUAUAUAACAUGCUAUGUGUGUAUUUAUAUAACAUAGAAGAGACAUAUAAGAAACAUUCUAUUACCACAUUCUAUACUGGUACAAUGAAGGUUCUCCCAUUUAAAUAAGAUUUUGUUGUUGUUGUUGUUUAGCUAAGUGCUCCAAAUAUGUAUGAUUUGGUCAUUAUGAAUUCUCUUCCAAGAAAAAUCUUGUUUAGCAAGUGCUUUCUUUGUACUGCCAUUCUCUAAAAGAAUUUAAUUUAGGCAGAUUAGUGGCAGGCUAAUUGACAGAGCUGUAGUUCUGUUUUUCAAAGGUUCUUUCUGUUCUGCAAUCAAGAAACAGUUUUUCUUUAACUCCCCACCUUUCCCUAUCUCAAGCAAUGCAGUUUUCUCCAUGUCUCUGGGAAAAAAUCACUUAAAUUCUCAAAUCACUGGUACAAAACAACAAAAUAAUUUAGUAGCUGGGAGAAUUAAGAGUUUGAUCUUCUUGAGACAUACAUUGAAGGCAUAUCUUUUGCUAAUUCAUGUCAGAGUUGUAUUUUGGGUAAUUUGUGAAUUUAUAUUUGUUAGUUUUGGCUAAUACUAUUAAGUUUGUAUCAUAGAUAGCUGUGUAAUUAGGCAAAUAAAAUCUAUUUUUAACAUAGUUUAAAAGAUUCCAUGCUUAUGUAUCUUUAUUUACUUAUUUAGUAAGUAGUUACUGAGUACCUUCUGUGUGCCAGGCAUUGGGCUAAAGUGGCCAAAAUGCUGAUCCAUGCAUAUAAAAUUAAAAUUUUGCAUGUGGACAAAAAUACUAAAUAUAAAUUAAAAAUCGUAGUUAGAAGGUGAUGUGUUAAGAAAAAGAUAAAAAUGUACAGCAGGUAAUGGAGAUUGGGAAUCAGAGUGCAGAGGGGCACAGGAGGAGACUGAAGUAUGAAAUAGAGUGGUUAUGGCAGGAUUCCUUUAUACAGUAAGAUUGGAGGAUAGACUUGAAGAAGGUCUCUAAUGACUAGAAUACAAGAUGAUAUCUCUACUGCUACUUGAAAGAACAGCAUUCCAGGCAGAUCCCUCUAGGACCCUGCUAAAGCAGUGGUCCUAAGGUGAGAGCAUGCAGGUUAGGAAGCCAGUGUGGCUGGAUCUGAGGGAACAAGGAGCGAGCAGUAGUAGGAGGUGGCACCAGAGAGGAAUAGGUGUCAGAUCCCAUAGACCUUGUAAGGAAUUUGGUCUUCAUCAUAAGCAAAAUAAGGAGUUACUGAAGGGUUUCUAGCUUUUUAGUGACACAGUCUGACUUACAUUCUUGCAGCUGUGUUGAUACUGGGCUUUAGGGGGAUAGGGUAGAAGUAGGGAGACAGGCUGGGAAACUUUUGCAAAAAUUGAUGCAACAAAUUAUGGUGACUUCACCAGGUUUGUACCAAUGAAGGUGGUGAGAAGUGUUUAGACUCUGGUAUAUUCUGAUGGUAGAUCUAACAAGAUUUCCUCAUGAAUUGGAUGAGCAACUAGAAGGAAAGAAUUGCCAUUAACUGAGAGACUCUUGUUUCUACUUAAAUCCCCUUAUCUAUAUUUCCAUAUUUUAAAACACUGUAAGAUUUUUUUUUUCCCGAGAAGGAAAUACCCAAGAUGAAAAUUAAUUAUACACAUGUUUGGCGUGCAGAUAAGAAACAAUUGUUUUUCUUUGGUAUAUACUUCUAGGUGUGUUUGUUUCCUUUUGUAGGAAGAGAUUUCUCUUUCUGAAUAAUGUUAGUUUUAGGCCCUAACCUAAAUAUCUAUGAGUUGUCUCUUUGGAGCAAAUAGAAAAAGAAGGGAAAAAUGGAAUUGGAGUUCAAUAAAGGAACUGCAAUACUAAAAGAAUAUAAAGGGGACAAGCACUUUAUUAUUGAUGAACUUGUAAGGUAUUAUUGACUAACUUACACUUUUUUUCCUCUUCUAUUUCUCUUAUCUUGCUCAUUGUGCUUCUUGGUAUUGUUCUCAAUAAAUCUUUUCUCAAUGAAAUUUUUGCCUAAGGCUGCCACAAACUCCAGUGGAACACCUUAAAGAAGGGAAAAUAAAACUAUUAUAAGUUUAAAUUAUUUUCCAGUAUAGAAUGGUUUUCAAUCUUUGUGCUUAUUUUUGACAUGGGAAUUUUGGGAGACAUGGUGGGGAGAGGGAAGUGGUACAAUGGGUUACUAUAGGGGAGCGUCAUUUGCACACCAUUUUCUAUAGAUUUGAAUAUUUAAGGCCUUCAUUUUUCAAGUAGAAGUUGGAGAUAUUGUCAUGAAUAAAAUAAAAAUUAAUUUAAACUGACAUCUGAGUCAAAGAAUAGUUUGUUAUUUUAUACUUAUUCAGCAAAUGGAAACUAAAAUUACAAUUCACAUGAAAACUUUUUAGACUCCAGUUUGGAUCCUCUUAAAUUUGAAUGCAUGGGAAGUACUUACAAAUGGAAUAAACAAAACUUAUAAAAGUAAAGAGUUAAAAAUGGAGAAAAUAGUACUAAAAGGAGACUAAACAUAUGGAGGGAAAGGGAGAAAGAAAUUGAAGCCCUAGGAAGAUCAGUAGAGAGUGAAGGGAAAAGAGUAGUGGUAUUAGAGGUGAUAUAAAUGAAAGUCUGCGAUGGACAAAUAAGAGACACUAGAAACAAGGUGAAUGGUAGAGAAAGACAUUGGCAUCAGAGUGUGCUUUACAGUUGGAUGAACACCAUCAAGAGAACUCAGUGAUGUAGUUCUGAGACUAGAAAGAAAAGUAAAGAGAAAGAAGCUUUGCGAUUAUAGCAUCAAUUGCAAUGUUGUUUCUGAAAUUUUCUGGACUGACCAGUUUGAAAGAAUCAAAAUAAUCUGUGGGAAUUUUUUUUUCAGUUUGAUAUGAACUGUGAGGGUCCAAAUGGUUGAAUUUUAUUAUUGGUUUUAUAUGCCUAUGAAAAAUGAAUUAUUUUGAAUUUUUACUGCUGUUCUCUUUGAAUAAUCUACAGGUCUUUAUUAGGAAUCUCAAAGUAAAAAAUUACUUUCUCUGUCCCCACUUCUCCCACAAUCUCUUCAAGACCUACGUUUAAUUCUAGAAGAAAAUUCUAUAGAUGAAUUUUGCACUAAUUUUGCACUAAAGGUGCUACCACAUAUUAUUCCUAGACCCUCAUUUAAACUUGAUAUUUGUAAAACCAAAAAAACAAUACUUUUACUCCCUACUCUGCAGACACUGGCUUUUUCUCAUUUUUAUAUAAAUUUAUUUAUAAUCAUUUAAAUAUAAUUCUGAGAGACGUAAUAUUAACAUCUAGGGAAUUGGCUUUUAUGGUGUUACUUUCUUUUUUCUUUUCUUUUUGUCGAAUGACUACAUGGAGGCCUUGAAAUGUUAAGUGAUAAAGUGAGCAAAACUUGAUUUAAACUUAGUGUCUAACCAACUUCUUAAUUCAUGGAGCACAUUGUUUUUAAAUUAAAUUUCUAUAGAAACUGCUGCCUCCUGAACCUUUGGGGAAGCAUUGUCUUUUUAGUAAAGAUUAAGAAACUUGUCAUUGAAUAAUUGAAGUUACAGAAUAUGCCUGUUAAGCCAUCACUAUACAUUUUAUGGUGAAAGCUGGGCAGCACAAUUAUCAAUAACAGUGAACUCUGUUAUUUUAGAAAUACUGUAAUUCAUAUAGGAGAAUGUGAUUUUUAAAUUUCUACAUCUGCCAGUUUUAAGUAUAGUGCCCAGAAAUGCCUUGGAUGUAGGUUGCAUUUGGUGUUCAGUAUUGUGAGGCACUAAUCAGCUAAGUACCAUAAUCCUCCUUACAGGGUACAUUCUUACUUGACCUGGAGCUAUAUACAGCUACAUAGUAACAGCGUUAAAUAAUAACCUUUUCCUUAACAGGUCCAUCACUAGAGGAUUUUAUGAUCUCAUUCUUGAAUGAUUAUUUUAUAUAUAACUUUUUAGUAAUUGAGUUUUGAAAUAAAAUGAUUGUAAACAAGUAGAGACUUUCAAAUCAUCUGAUUAAGGAUGGCUCCUAUGAUUUUGCCAGGGCUAGAAGGAUUAAAUGAAAGCACUGCCUGGCACAAUAUUGAUGUAUUUUUGUCAACAUGAUGCUUCAUGCUCGACAGAUGUGCAUUGGUUGAACAAAAGGAAAAGGAGUCCAUCAGUGUCCAGAGAUCAGAACAGAAGAUACGACCAACAGGAAGAAAGAGAGGAAUAUUCACAGUAUGCUACUUCGGAUAGCGCAAUGCCUAGAUCUCCAUCAGAUUAUGCUGAUAGGCGAUCACAACGUGAACCUCAGUUUUAUGAAGAAUCUGAUCAUUUAAAUUAUAGGGACUCCAACAGAAGAAGUCAUAGGCAUUCCAAAGAAUAUAUUGUAGAUGAUGAGGAUGUGGAAAGCAGAGAUGAAUAUGAGAGACAAAGGAGAGAGGAGGAGUACCAGGCACGCUACCGAAGUGAUCCGAAUUUGGCCCGUUAUCCAGUCAAGCCACAACCCUAUGAAGAGCAAAUGCGUAUCCAUGCUGAAGUGUCCCGAGCACGGCAUGAGAGAAGGCAUAGUGAUGUUUCUUUGGCAAAUGCCGAACUGGAAGAUUCCAGGAUUUCUAUGCUAAGGAUGGACCGACCAUCCAGGCAAAGAUCUAUAUCUGAACGUAGAGCUGCCAUGGAAAAUCAGCGAUCUUAUUCAAUGGAAAGAACUCGAGAGGCUCAGGGACCAAGUCCUUACCCACAAAGGACCACAAACCAUAGUCCUCCUACCCCUCGGAGGAGUCCAAUACCCAUUGAUAGAGCAGACAUGAGGCGUACUGACUCACUAAGGAAGCAACACCACUUAGAUCCUAGCUCUGCUGUAAGGAAAACGAAACGAGAAAAAAUGGAAACGAUGUUAAGGAAUGAUUCUCUCAGUUCAGACCAGUCAGAGUCAGUGAGACCUCCACCACCAAAGCCUCAUAAAUCAAAGAAAGGAGGUAAAAUGCGCCAGGUUUCGUUGAGCAGUUCAGAGGAGGAAUUGGCUUCCACACCUGAGUAUACAAGCUGUGAUGAUGUUGAGAUUGAAAGUGAGAGUGUAAGUGAAAAAGGGGACAGUCAAAAGGGAAAAAGAAAAACUAGUGAGCAGGCAGUUUUGUCGGACUCUAACACCAGGUCUGAGAGACAAAAGAAAAUGAUGUACUUUGGUGGCCACUCUUUGGAAGAGGAUUUGGAAUGGUCUGAACCUCAGAUUAAGGACUCUGGGGUAGAUACGUGUAGUAGCACAACCCUUAACGAGGAGCAUAGCCAUAGUGAUAAGCACCCUGUGACCUGGCAGCCAUCUAAAGAUGGAGAUCGUUUAAUUGGUCGCAUUUUAUUAAAUAAGCGUCUGAAAGAUGGAAGUGUACCUCGGGAUUCAGGAGCAAUGCUUGGCUUAAAGGUUGUAGGAGGAAAGAUGACUGAAUCAGGUCGGCUCUGUGCAUUUAUUACGAAAGUAAAAAAAGGAAGUUUAGCUGAUACUGUAGGACAUCUUAGACCAGGUGAUGAAGUAUUAGAAUGGAAUGGAAGGCUAUUGCAAGGAGCCACAUUUGAGGAAGUAUACAACAUCAUUUUGGAAUCCAAACCUGAACCACAAGUGGAGCUUGUUGUUUCAAGGCCUAUUGGAGAUAUACCUAGAAUACCUGAUAGCACACAUGCACAACUGGAGUCUAGUUCUAGUUCAUUUGAAUCUCAAAAAAUGGAUCGUCCUUCUAUUUCCGUUACCUCUCCUAUGAGUCCUGGCAUGUUGAGGGAUGUUCCACAAUUCUUAUCAGGACAACUUUCAAGCCAAAGCCUUAGUAGAAGAACAACGCCUUUUGUUCCUAGGGUUCAGAUAAAACUGUGGUUUGACAAGGUUGGUCACCAAUUAAUAGUUACAAUUUUGGGAGCAAAGGAUCUCCCUUCGAGGGAAGAUGGGAGGCCAAGGAAUCCUUAUGUUAAAAUUUACUUUCUUCCAGACAGAAGUGAUAAAAACAAGAGAAGAACUAAAACAGUAAAGAAAACAUUGGAACCCAAAUGGAACCAAACAUUCAUUUAUUCUCCAGUCCAUCGAAGAGAAUUUCGGGAACGAAUGCUGGAGAUUACUCUUUGGGAUCAAGCUCGAGUUCGGGAGGAAGAAAGUGAAUUCUUAGGAGAGAUUUUAAUUGAAUUAGAAACAGCAUUAUUAGAUGAUGAACCACACUGGUACAAACUUCAGACCCAUGAUGUCUCCUCAUUGCCACUUCCCCACCCUUCUCCAUAUAUGCCACGAAGACAACUCCAUGGAGAGAGCCCAACACGGAGGUUGCAAAGGUCAAAAAGAAUAAGUGAUAGUGAAGUCUCUGACUAUGACUGUGAUGAUGGAAUUGGUGUCGUAUCAGAUUAUCGAUACAAUGGUCGAGAUCUUCAAAGCUCAACAUUAUCAGUGCCAGAACAAGUAAUGUCAUCAAAUCAUUGUUCACCAUCAGGGUCUCCUCAUCGAGUAGAUGUUAUAGGGAGGACUAGAUCGUGGUCACCCAGUGUCCCUCCUCCACAAAGCCGGAAUGUAGAACAGGGACUUCGAGGGACACGCACUACUACUGGACAUUAUAAUACAAUUAGCCGAAUGGAUAGACAUCGUGUCACGGAUGACCAUUAUUCUCCAGAUAGAGACAGUCAUUUUCUUACUCUACCUCGCUCCAGAUACAGUCAGACCAGUGGGCAUCAUCACAGGGAUGGCAGGGAUUGUGAAGCAGCAGAUAGACAGCCAUAUCACAGAUCCAGAUCAACAGAACAACGGCCUCUCCUUGAGCGGACCACCACCCGCUCCAGAUCCACUGAACGUCCUGAUACAAACCUCAUGAGGUCGAUGCCUUCAUUAAUGACUGGAAGAUCUGCCCCUCCUUCACCUGCCUUAUCGAGGUCUCAUCCUCGUACUGGGUCUGUUCAGACAAGCCCAUCAAGUACUCCAUUGGCAGGACGAAGGGGCCGACAGCUUCCACAGCUUCCACCAAAGGGAACGUUGGAGAGAAACAAUGGAGUCAAGGAGAUAGAACCUUAUGAAGAAGAAGUGGACUCCACAAGGAGAAGAUAUGCAGGUGCUAUGGAUAUAGAGGAGAGAAAUCGCCAAAUGAAAAUUAACAAAUACAAACAGGUAGCCGGAUCAGAUCCCAGACUGGAACAAGAUUACCAUUUGAAGUAUCGAUCAGGAUGGGAUCCUCAUAGAGGGGCAGAUAACAUUUCCACUAAAUCUUCGGACAGUGAUGUAAGUGAUAUAUCUGCGGUUUCAAGGACUAGUAGUGCUUCUCGUUUCAGCAGCACAAGCUACAUGUCUGUCCAAUCAGAACGGCCAAGAGGAAACAAGAAGAUCAGACCAAAGGGCAUAGAAGAGGGAGGGAAAGAAAGGGAUAAGCUUGAAGAGAUAGUUCAUGAGAAGGAAGAGGUAAAAGAAGAAGGAAUUAAUGAGAAUGGGCAAGGGAAAGAGAUUACAAAAAUGUGUAAUGAGGAGAAAAACAGAGAAUCAGGAGACGAGGAAAAAAUACAAGAUUUACCUGAGCAAGGGAAAGAAAAAGAACAGUGGAAUAAAAAGGAUUUGCAAAGGAGAUUCUCACAAGAUGAUUCCAGUGUCUUUACAUCCAAAAUGCAAAGCAGACAAGUGAGCAUGUCAGGCAAGAACAUGACCAAAAGCACCAGCAUCAGUGGAGACAUGUGCUCGCUGGAGAAGAAUGAUGGCAGCCAGUCUGACACGGCAGUGGGUGCCUUGGGCACCAGUGGCAAAAAGCGGCGUUCUAGCAUUGGGGCCAAAAUGGUAGCUAUUGUUGGUCUCUCACGGAAAAGUCGCAGCGCUUCUCAGCUCAGCCAAACGGAAGCAGGAGGUAAAAAACUACGGAGCACUGUCCAGAGAAGUACAGAGACGGGCCUGGCAGUGGAGAUGAGGAACUGGAUGACCCGACAGGCAAGCCGGGAAUCUACAGAUGGCAGCAUGAACAGCUACAGCUCAGAAGGAAAUCUGAUUUUCCCUGGUGUCCGCUUAGCCUCUGAUAGCCAAUUCAGCGACUUUCUGGAUGGCCUUGGCCCUGCUCAGCUAGUGGGACGCCAGACUCUGGCUACACCUGCCAUGGGUGACAUUCAGGUAGGAAUGAUGGACAAAAAAGGACAGUUGGAAGUGGAGAUCAUCCGGGCCCGUGGCCUUGUUGUAAAACCAGGUUCCAAGACACUGCCAGCACCAUACGUAAAGGUGUAUCUUCUAGAUAAUGGAGUCUGCAUAGCCAAAAAGAAGACAAAAGUGGCAAGAAAAACGCUGGAACCCCUUUACCAGCAGCUAUUAUCUUUUGAAGAGAGUCCCCAAGGAAAGGUUUUACAGAUCAUCGUCUGGGGAGAUUAUGGCCGCAUGGAUCACAAAUCCUUUAUGGGAGUGGCCCAGAUACUUUUAGAUGAACUAGAGCUAUCCAAUAUGGUCAUUGGAUGGUUCAAACUUUUCCCCCCUUCCUCCCUAGUAGAUCCAACCUUGGCCCCUCUGACAAGAAGAGCUUCCCAGUCAUCUCUGGAAAGUUCAACUGGACCUUCUUACUCCCGUUCAUAGCAGCUGUAAAACUGUUGUCACAGCAACCAGCGUUACAAAAAAAAAAAAAA